Messenger RNA from Toxotes jaculatrix (banded archerfish), 2006 nucleotides. RefSeq names its product neuropilin and tolloid-like protein 2. Lineage: Eukaryota; Metazoa; Chordata; Actinopteri; Toxotidae. Gene Ontology annotation, molecular function: protein binding. The annotation marks the transcript as partial. The record is from RefSeq and is a predicted model, not a curated record. The transcript is spliced from 9 exons.
UUUACAGCGUGGAUACUCUUCUUUCUAGUAAAAGAGGGCUUCGCUCUGGCACAGAGAGCUAAAGAUUCCCCGAGCGAACAUGGCGGCCAGAGCCCCAACCAGAACGACUGUGGAACGUGGGUCCGUAACAUCAAUGGCGGGGUGUUCACGUCGCCAAACUACCCCAACACCUACCCACCCAACAAGGAGUGUGUUUACAUCCUGGAAGCUCUCCCUAGACAGAGGAUUCAGCUGGCUUUUGAUAAGAAUUACUACAUCGAGCCCUCAUUUGAGUGCCGCUUCGAUCACAUCGAAAUCCGUGAUGGGCCGUUCGGGUUCUCACCACUCAUUGAUCGCUUCUGUGGGGCAAAGAUUCCAGGGCUGGUCACGUCAACGGGACGUUUCAUGUGGAUCAAGUUCACCAGCGAUGAGGAGCUGGAGGGCCUUGGCUUCCGCAUCAAGUACACCUUCAUUGCAGACCCUGAUUUCCAUCUGCACGUGGGCGGACUGCUAAACCCCAUCCCAGACUGUCAGUUUGAAAUCGGUGGAUGGGAUGGGGUUAUUCGCUCCAGUCAGGUGGAGGAGGAAGAGCGAGUGAAGCCUGGUGAUGCCCUGGACUGUAUCUGGACCAUUAGGGCUCCUCCUCAGUCCAAGAUCUACCUGCGCUUCAUGGAGUACCAGAUGGAACACUCUAAUGAGUGCAAGAAGAACUUUGUGGCCGUGUACGAUGGCAGCAGCGCCAUCGAGAACCUCAAGGCCAAGUUCUGUAGCACCGUGGCCAACGAUGUGAUGUUGGAUAACGGGGUGGGAGUCGUGCGAAUGUGGGCUGAUGAGAAGAGCCGACUCAGCCGCUUCCGCAUGCUCUUCACUUCCUUUGUUGACCCUCCAUGUUCAGCCAAUACAUUCUUCUGCCACAGCAACAUGUGUAUUAACAACUCCCUGGUGUGCAAUGGGGUUCAGAACUGUGUCUACCCAUGGGAUGAAAACCACUGCAAAGAAAAACGCUCUAAGGGGCUGUUCCAUCAGAUCACUAAGACCCAUGGCACUGUCAUUGGUGUCUCAUCAGGCAUAGUUCUGGUUCUUCUUAUCAUCUCCAUCCUGGUCCAAAUGAAGCAACCAAGAAAAAAGGUUGUAGCUCGCCGGCCCGGUGUUUUCAACAAGGCCGGAUUUCAAGAGGUCUUCGAUCCGCCGCACUACGAGCUCUUCUCUCUACGUGACAAAGAGAUAUCCUCAGACCUGGCUGACCUGUCUGAGGAGCUGGACAGCUUCCACAAGCUGCGGCGCUCCUCCACCAUGUCCCGCUGUGUCCACGAGCACCACUGCGGCUCGCAAGCCUCAGUGGCUACUGGUGGCGGUAGUAUGAAGCACAGCCGCACCACCCUGAGCUCAAUGGAGCUGUCCUACCACAAUGACUUCUCCAAGCCACCACCCAUGAAGACAUUCAACUCCACAGCCAGCUACAAGAAGAGCUGCUACGGCUACAAGCAGCACUCACAGACUCACGACUGCGACCAGCAGGUCAUUGAGGACCGCGUCACAGAGGAGAUCCCAUGUGAGAUCUAUGGCCGCGGUGGAGGAGGAGUGGGAGGAGGAGCCACAGGUGGCGGAGCAAUAGGUGGAGCAUCAGGGAUAGCGGGAGGAGGGAUUGGCGGGGCAGUGGGGAUAACAGGAGGAGUGGCGAUGACCGGAGGAAUGGGUAUGCCCGGAGGAGUGGGCAUGGCGGGGCCUAGUGGUAUUGCUGGAGGUAUCGGUGGUGGGAUGGCAGGAGCCUGCGGAACCCUCAGUGUCCGUGGCAACAGCGCUCGUAACAGCACCACCAUAGUUGAUCCACAGCAGCGCUCCAUGUCCAUGGACUUCUAGGUGGAGAGGGGAGGAAGACAAGCAGAAAGAGAAUCCAGGCAGACUGUGCAUUUCACUCAUCGAGAUAAGAGAAGGAAGAAGACAAGACAGGAGAGUACCAAUAAUCUCAAAUUGAUCACUCUUGUUUCUUCUUCUACCAUAUUUCUCCAAGCAGUAUGAAUAGUAUU